This is a messenger RNA of Acaromyces ingoldii, 1531 nucleotides long. RefSeq lists its product as hypothetical. The transcript is spliced from 3 exons. The coding region runs from base 87 to 1481 and encodes 464 amino acids. NCBI's taxonomy places the organism in Eukaryota, Fungi, Basidiomycota, Exobasidiomycetes, Exobasidiales, Cryptobasidiaceae. The record is from RefSeq and is a predicted model, not a curated record.
UGACAACAACUUCUCGCGUGCAUGACUCAGGCAAUGGGUGACUUGAGAUAAGUCUCUUGCUUUCCUUGAGGGUUUACACCACAAGAAUGUCCAUCCAGCAGAUCUCGCCCGCAUUAAGCGAAGAGCAUGGCAAAGUCGUCAGCUGCCGAGAGCGGCUGAUCGAAGACCGGCAGCAUGACAUCUUGGCGAUGCGCGACAAAAUUGAUAGGCUAGCACCGGUGGGAUUGCCAUUCGGCGUGUCCGCCAUGAUGUCGCCAUGGCCCAUCUACUUUCCCCGUUCCGUGCUAGAACGACUUGAGCAAGUCCAGGAGGCGCUUCACGCUGCGUCUGUCGAUGUUGUAAACCGUUGGUACGAAGAAGGGUCCAGCUUCCCUGCCAAGAUGCCUCUGGAGCCGCAUGAGGACGAGCUGCUGCGGUGGUACGUGCGAUGUGCUGAGCCGUAUUCGGAUAGGCUUGGGUGUUAUCGCCCCGAUGUCCUGUUUGAAGACAAGAGCGAGGAUGUACAGAUCUGCGAGAUAAACGGUCGCUUCCCCUUCAAUGGCUUCUUAAUAAGCGCCCUCUCUUGCACCUCUGCCCUCUCCGAUCCUACGUCGCUCGCAGCAAAGGCAAACCUGCGACCUGGAAGUCGAAUGGAUGUAAUGGAGUCAGCGAUCCUGAGCCUCUUCGACCUGAAGAAGCCGAUUCACAUCGUCUUUCAGCGCGAGACGUGGCCGGGCGCCGACAUUCACAAGGUCAAGGAUUUGCUCGAGGAAAUGGAGGUGGAUGUGCGCUACGUGGUUCCCGCGAGCCUGAUUAUCGACAACGAGGACCGUCUCUACGCAAUCGACGAGCACGGCUUGCGUUCAGAAGUGUUACAAGUGAGCCUCGAAGUGGAGCAAGCCGAGCUCCGCUAUUUGCCGCAGGUGGUACUUCAGGCCUUGGCGGUACGGUGCAGGAGCAAUGAUGUGAGGACGGUCUUCCUCGUUCAUGACAAGCGCUUUCUCGCUGUCCUCCUUGAGCAGCUCGAGUCGCAGGUGGACAGGGGUAUUCUCAGCCCUCGUCAGGCAAAGCUUCUUCAAGACGUCAUCAUCGAGAGCCACCUGCCGUCUUCGUCCGAAGCAGCUCGGGUGCUCGAUGAAUGCGAAAGAAUACCGAGCGCGAAAGAUGCUUACGUGCUCAAGGCGAUUCGGAGCGGUCGCAACCAGGGGCACACAUUUGGCUUUGCCGUCGAUCAGCACGAGUGGCUCGAUAAACUUCGUCAAAUGGUCAAAGCCAACGAAAAGAUGGCGUCACAGGUACUACAGCGCUUCGUCAAACAGCGGAGAUACCCCAUCAUCCGUCACCACAUCGACCCGACUCAGACCGCUGACUUUAGCCUCGUGUCAUCGUACUGCGUCUGCAACGGUCGUUUUCUCGAUAUGGGCCCUACACGUAUCCGAUCGGGUCACCUUUCCGAGGGGAAAGGCAGCGUUUUCUUAGGCAGCGUGACAGAUGUAAGCUGAGGACCAUGGGUAGGCUUGAAGCCUCCCUUCAACAUUUCUUCAAACCACAA